Stylonychia lemnae is the source of this 1020-nucleotide messenger RNA. The record is from the annotation of a GenBank genome assembly. NCBI's taxonomy places the organism in Eukaryota, Ciliophora, Spirotrichea, Sporadotrichida, Oxytrichidae.
AUGAGAAACAUCGACUAUGUUCAAUAAAAUAAUAUAGACAAGAAUAAUUGCAAUGAUGAUGAUGCAUCAACAGUAUUUGAACAGAGAAAGGAUUCUAAUAAUCAUAAUGAAAAUAAUAAAGUAAAAAAGAUGAAGAAUGAAAUUGAAAGAGAUAUUUCCCAGUUAGGAGCGACAUGCACAUUGAUUUGUAGAAUAAUUGGAUUCACUUUAAGAAAUCUCAUUUAGUUUAUUCAAGCAAAGGGCAUGGGUUAUUUUGAUUUCAGGAAUAUGUCCUCUUAAAGUUUUUUCUUUCUGCUAAGAUUGAUGUUCUAAAUUAAAGAUGACUACUUGAACCUAGUAUAUUCAAUUGUAGCAACUGUAAUUUGCGCAAUUAUUUUCACACUGCACUCUCUUAUGAACUUUGAAAGAUUUAUUAAGUUGUCAAUAGUAUCUGUUAUUAUACUGAUAUUUAUAUUGGGUCUGAUAAUCGGCUAGACUAUUGUACUUAAUCUUAAAGAUAAUAAGGUCAUAGAUCAAAGUAUUACAAUGUUAAAAUUCGAAGAGCCAUACAAUUUAGCAAACCAAAUAUACAGAUAAUUUGACUAAGCCUUUGCUAUUGCUAUAUUCACUUUUAUUAUUCUGAAGGGUAUUAUAUAAGGUCUUUUGAUGAUGCAUAUUUCAAUUGAAUAGCUUUGCAUUUUAUAUGAUGAACUAUUUAAAGGAUCAGUAUCUUCUAAUACAAAAAAAAUUACAGAUAUAGUAUAUAGUGACAGAUAAUUAAAAGAAGAUGAAAUUAAGGUCCUAAACUAUACUGAAGAAACUAAUGAAAGGUUAGAGGAUAGCUUCUACCUCUAUCUCAACAAUUUCAAUCAAAAUAUAGAUCAAUACAGCAACGGCCAGGAGAAGAAUUAAAAUAAGAAAUUUUUCGUAGGUACUAAACUUAGAGAAUCAUAUUAUCUUUCAAUUAAAAAUCAAAAAUAUUGGAUGGCUCAUGUUCAAUAUCAGUUCCUUUGCUCUAAUUUGUGUUUCCUGGAUAUUUGA